Messenger RNA from Rhagoletis zephyria (snowberry fruit fly), 1011 nucleotides. Its product is annotated as autophagy-related protein 16-1-like. The record is from RefSeq and is a predicted model, not a curated record. Gene Ontology annotation, cellular component: autophagosome membrane; Atg12-Atg5-Atg16 complex; phagophore assembly site membrane. Gene Ontology annotation, biological process: autophagosome assembly. Gene Ontology annotation, molecular function: protein binding; protein-membrane adaptor activity. NCBI's taxonomy places the organism in Eukaryota, Metazoa, Arthropoda, Insecta, Diptera, Tephritidae.
UGAAAAAAAAACAAAACAUAUACAAAUAAAAAUUAUAUAGAACUUUCGACGUAGAGCAAGUUUUAGAGAAUUUCACAACAGUGCAAAUAAGAUGCGUAAAGCGAUUACUAAACGCCUUUCUAUUUCCAUACAGGACGAAAAUCGCUGCCUACUGGAUCGUUUGAUGCGGUACAAAUCGAAGGAUGCCGACAAGUUAAACGAAGAGAACGAGAAUUUCCUAAGAAAAAGACUGCCGUCAAUUUUCAGAAAACGUUCGGACAAAUUGAAACGCGAUCUAGAAGACGCCGUCCGUGAACCCAACUCACAACAUCGCAAUUCGGGUAGUCCAUCACAACUGGGCGACGAAGGCGACUGUAUCUCGUUGACUGGCGGUAAUAACGGUGCCGUUGGCGGGGUAGGUGACUACUACAAUCUCGCUGAAAUGUUGGGACCUCUACAUGAACCAAAUCUCAAUCCGUGCUUAGUGUCUUCCUCAAUACCAACAACAAUAUUUAUGAAAUUCGAAGCGCACGACAACGAAUCGCAUGCGGUGCGUUGGAGCCCAGUGGAGCGGCUAGUGGCGACCGGUGGUGGCGAUCGUAAGGUCAAGCUGUGGGAUGUGGCGAAAGUUGCGCAGGAACCACGCGCCGUUUUGGGCGGCAGUAGUGCCGGCAUCAAUUCCGUGGACUUUGAUUCGACUGGCACUUAUACUGGCACUUCAAAUGAUUAUGGCGCUCGUGUGUGGACGGUGGCGGAUAGUCGAUUAAGGGUAAGUCAAAAUGGAGAAAAUGCACAAAAUGUCAAUGACAAUAAAAGUGCCAAACAAAACAAAAAUAAUAUUGGCGAUAAUAAUACAAAUAAGACGUGCGCCGUAUGUGGCAACUGUGCACUGGAUAGUCUGAUGUUGAACGCUGAUAGUCAGCAUUUUGGUAGCGUUUAAAUAAGCAUCGCAUGUAGACAAAUUAAGAAAUAUAGCGAAUAAUAUCUAUUUUUGAUUGAAGUAAAAUUAAUUUUGGUUACGUACUCAAAAAA